This is a messenger RNA of Xenopus tropicalis (tropical clawed frog), 1674 nucleotides long. It is a transcript of the gene c1qtnf7, whose product is annotated as C1q and TNF related 7. NCBI's taxonomy places the organism in Eukaryota, Metazoa, Chordata, Amphibia, Anura, Pipidae. Gene Ontology annotation, biological process: signal transduction. The transcript is spliced from 3 exons. The record is from RefSeq and is a predicted model, not a curated record. Bases 457 to 1326 code for a protein of 289 amino acids. Gene Ontology annotation, cellular component: extracellular region.
UGGUAAAAUGAGGUGCAAAGCUGCAGCCCAUCCCUGCUGCACAGUGUUAUGUGGGAUUGGAAGAUGAAGUAUGAGAGCGGAACAAGAUAAAUGGGCUGCGGUUGAAGAGAAGCAAGAGAUUUUGUGACAGGUUCAAGCCCAUAAGCACAGGCUCCUCAGUGACAGAGAGUCCUAAUGAGCUGCAGUUGCUUCAGGCUGAGGAACUUGGCAACGGUCAGGGAGAAGGAGUGGGGAUCUGUGCACAAGGGAAGCACCAUCCUCUGCAUGUUUCACUCCACAUUUGCUCCGAACACGACAAGGGCUUUCUGGAAAUAUGCUGCAAUGAUUCACAGGAUUUAAGGAGUUUUUAGAUUUUCCCUUUUUCAAGGGUUCAUUUACCUAUUGGAACUUAUGGGACAGUCUGGAGACAGGAACUUUAAUGGGAUAUUUCAUGACACAAUCCCAAGAUAAGGGUCGAUGAUGCUUAUUCUGCUUUACGUCAUAAGCUUUGCUUUUUGUGCAACUGGACAACCAUUCAACAAUAAACUUAAAGGAGACCCUCAAUACACAAGGUAUGUCUGCAGCAUACCAGGGUUGCCUGGCCCUCCAGGUUCUCCUGGGCGUAAUGGACAAACAGGGCCCCAUGGACGAAUUGGUCUUCCAGGAAGAGAUGGGAGAGAUGGCAGGAAAGGAGAAAAAGGGGAGAAGGGAACUGCAGGCUUACGAGGAAAAACAGGACCUCUCGGGCCCACUGGAGACAGAGGAGACCAAGGGGAGAUGGGUAAAAAGGGACCAGUAGGAGAAGCAGGGGACAACGGUGAACUUGGGCCUAAAGGGCCACUUGGUCCGAGAGGUCCUAAAGGUGAAAGAGGAGAAAGAGGGGAACCUGGCAUAUGUAAGUGUGGAAACAUCAUACUCAAAUCUGCUUUCUCGGUUGGAAUUACCACCAGUUAUCCACAAGAAAGACUGCCCAUUCUGUUCAACAAGAUCCUGUUUAACGAGGGAGAGCAUUACAACCCUUCCGUAGGAAAGUUUAUUUGCGCUAUUCCCGGUAUUUACUAUUUUUCCUAUGAUAUCACUCUUGCUAACAAGCAUCUGGCCAUCAGCCUAGUGCAUAACGGACAGUACAAAAUCAAGACUUUUGAUGCCAACACGGGAAACCAUGAUGUCGCUUCAGGAUCAACGCUCGUUUACUUGAAGCCAGAAGAUGAAGUGUGGCUUGAAAUUUUCUACACAGAUCAAAAUGGACUUUUUUCUGAUCCCAGCUGGGCGGAUAGUUUGUUUUCUGGCUUUCUUUUAUAUGCCGAUACAGAUUAUAUGAAUGCAUUAUCUGAAGAUUAUUUUUGAUGAUAUCUUCUUCCUGUACAAAUGCUGAUCUUUUAUAUAGAGCAUGUAGAAACUCCAGGAUGGACCAUCCAUGACACAUAUCAGUUUACAUUUUCUCAGGAAUUCCCAGAUGUGCACAAUAUAACAUGAACAUAAAACAAAAAAAGAGUUUAUAAAUAAUUUACUCUCUGAAAGACCAGAAGCCCUUACUGGAAAAUAUGGGCAUUUAGAGACUUUCUUUACGAGUGUUCUUUACCAAAGUAGCAGUCAGUAGAUUUCUGUUAUUUUGACAAAAAUUCCUCACAAAAACAUAUAUUUUUACAAAAAUAUCAUACUAGUGGUACGGGUAUGGGAUCCCUUAUCUGGAAA